ACGGGAGAUCUAGAUAACUCUGCUGGCAUCGUAGGGAUUCAUCCUCACUCGGUCACUCCACAGUCCACACCACCAGGCACUCGGCUCAAGACAGCACCGCCAGCCACCAGCCACCAGCCACCGAGCUGUAUCGCCGGAACAGCGCCGAUUAUCUAGCACUAGCAGAGGUACGAGACCAAUGAGACCUUCCACGGCUGGCGCUCUGGCCGCCGCGGCCCUCGUCGCGACGCUCUUGCUGAGCGUCGGCGCCACCCCGGAGACGACGUGCGCGGCGGCGGCGGCCCGCGACCGGCGCGUGGACUACGGCUUCUGCGUGUCGAGGCUGAGCCACCACCACGACAGCCCCGACGCGGACACCUGGGGCCUGGCCAAGGUGGCCGCCGACGUGGGCGUCGCCACCGCCGGGGACGCCGUCUACGACAUCAAGGCCCUGCUGGCCAAGCCGCCGCCCGACGCCCAGGCGCGGGCGGCGCUGGAGCAGUGCCAGAGGCUGUACGACGCGGCGGAGAUGGCGUUCGCGGAGGCGUACGACGGGAUCAACCGGCGCGACUACGCGGCGGGCAAGGGCAAGGCCGCGGAGGCGGCUGCCCUGGCCCGCCGGUGCGACGACGCCUUCGCGCGGGCCGCCGUGCGCCCGCCGCCGCAGGUCGCGCGGUGGGGCGAGGAGUCCUCGAAGAUUGCGGUCGUCUGCACGGCCAUCACCGACCUCAUCGGCUGAGCGAUGGGUACUACCGGUCAGGGCCAGCUGAUGCGCUGGCUGCGUCGUCGUGAUCCGCGGGCGUGUUGUCUUGUGAUCCGUUGGUUACACGCCACGCCAGCCAGAGCCAGACAAAACGCGGACGAACUUGUGAAUUGUUAUGGUGGAAUAAAAGCGUUUUAUUUCUGCGC
Molecule: messenger RNA, 888 nt
Organism: Zea mays
Lineage: Eukaryota; Viridiplantae; Streptophyta; Magnoliopsida; Poales; Poaceae
Product: pectinesterase inhibitor domain containing protein
Exons: 1
Coding region: 179-718 (179 amino acids)
Molecular function (GO): enzyme inhibitor activity
Source: RefSeq, marked provisional